Molecule: messenger RNA, 2219 nt
Organism: Sphaerodactylus townsendi
Lineage: Eukaryota; Metazoa; Chordata; Lepidosauria; Squamata; Sphaerodactylidae
Product: protein ANTAGONIST OF LIKE HETEROCHROMATIN PROTEIN 1-like
Exons: 2
Coding region: 494-1762 (422 amino acids)
Source: RefSeq, a predicted model, not a curated record
CUCUAUGGCGUUAACUCUUGCAGCUCUCUCGUAGCCGUGAUUAGAAAAACACGCCCAGAGAGCCUGGGAGGAAGAGAGGCAAGGGAAGGAGAACGGCUCAGAAACUUUCUUGCAAUGCGAUUGUUCGUUUCUUUGGACAAUUAGAUUGCAGCUUUAAAAAGGAGAAAACAGGGCGGAAGUCAGGUUCCUUUGCUAUGUUCCCAACAGCAAGGCUUAGCUAACAUUGUUUCGGAAUUUGUUUUGUGCUUGCAGUUCUCAUGGUGUGCCUUAUCCGUCAAUCGCUCCAGCUUUAUUGGCAUGAGCAUUGGCCACCAAUAUUUUUGUGUUAAAAUAGUUAUCGAUCUGGUAGUGAUUUGAGAGGUUUUGGGGGGUUGGGGGGACACUCACAAAAGUUGCAAAUAAGGUGGUGUGUAUGAGCGAGGGAAAGAGGGCUUCCCCCACCUUUUAGAAAGAAAUCAACCUUGUGUAGGUGUUUUGUGUGCUUCUGGGCAUCAUGGAGAACCUAGAGGCAAUCAUCCUGGUGAUCCUGGCCACCCACAACCUGGUCCGCCUGCACUUGCACCGCAGCGGCGUUGCUGCCCGGGCCCGGAGAACCAUGCACCGGGUCAUGGCAAACCACAUCUCCCUGCUGCACCAGCUCCUUCCAGAUAUGUGUCCCGACAAUGAGACCAGGCUGAUGGUGGAAGAGCUGAACGCCGGCCCGCAUCGCUUCUGGUCCCGUCAGAUCAGCCAGGACUGGUGGGAACGGGUGGUGCUGGAGACCUGGGACCCCAACCAGUGGCUCCAGAACUUCCGCAUGACCAAAGACACCUUCUUGGAACUCUGCGAGAAGCUGCGGCCGGAGCUGCAGCGCCAGACCACCACCAUGAGGGCCCCGCUCAGCGUGGAGAAGCGGGUGGGCAUUGCCCUCUGGAAACUGGCCACCACCGAGUGCUACCGGUCUGUGGCCAACCACUUUGGGGUUGGGCGGUCCACCGUCGGGGAGGUCUUCAUCGAGGUGUGCCUGGCCAUCGAGAAGCUGCUUUUCAAGAAGGUGGUGUCUCUUGAAGACCCAAAAGAGGUUAUGGAGGGCUUUGCAGAAAUGGGGUUUCCCAACUGUGUGGGCGUCGUGGACACAACCCACAUCCCCCUCAUCUGCACAUUUCGAAAGGGCACCAGCGUCAGCCAGAAAGGGUUUUUCCCCAUGUCGAUGCAAGGGACUGUGGACCACAGGGGCCGUUUCAUUGACAUUGAACUCAGCUGGUGUGGCAAAGAUAAGGACGCCUCCUUCUUCCAAACCUUGGGUCUCUGUGAGGCAAUGGACCAAGGAUCGUUCGUCCCCGGGAACCCUACGAUGACCCUCAGUGAUGUGGAGAUUCCCCCGCUGAUCUUGGGUGAUGAGUCCUACCCUCUGAAGAAGUGGCUCAUGACACCCUUCACUGGCAACCUCGACCCACGUAAGGAACGAUUCAACUCCCACCUGAGCGACUGCAGGAAGAUGGCCGGACACGCUUUCGGGCUGCUGAAAGGGCGGUGGCGAUGCCUGGCUACCCGAUUGGAGGUCGCGGAGGAGAACGUCAUCCCCGUUGUGGUGGGCUCUGUUGUGCUUCACAACAUAUGUGAGAGUCGUGGGCAUGCCUUGCUCGAUGGGCCGUGGGUCCAGGACGGAGCGUGGGACCAAACUCCAGAGGGACACUUGAAAUUCCCUACAUCCACAGAGGACACAAGGAAUGGGAACCAAGUGCGGGAGGUCCUGGCCAGCUACUUCAUGAGCAAUUUCUGAUUUUGAUAGGCCUUGAUUGAAGCAAGGCCAUUGUUUUAAAUUUGUACUUCGGGUGAAUUCAGACCCACUAUUUACUCUUGUAAGGAAAGAGAAGACAGAGGAAGGUUGCGAGCUAUGGUAUGAAGCUAAUUUUACCAUUCUGAAACUCAUUAUAUCUAAAUGUGUCAUCUUUUUAUUUUGCCAUUCUGGGUGGCUUGUGAUCCUCCCCUGAUUUCUUUGUGGUUGUCAUGGUGAUUCAUACCUCAGGGCCUAGCUUCCAGGCAAGGGGCUUUUAAAGGGGCAGGAUACAGCCUGGCUAGUUCCCCCUACCCCCAGUUGUCAACUCUAGCACUCAUUGGAUUCCUCUGUCUUUACAAAAGAGUGGCUGUUUGACAGAAGCUAAAGACAGGCGUUGAGGAGGAAAGCGCUUGCCAACCAGAUAUUUCCUAAUUUUAAAAAAUAAACCAUUUGGAAACCA